GUGGUGUUCACCUUUCAUUCUCUCGCCGUUCCCGCGCCACGGCAUCGCAUCGCGUCCGUUGGAUCUCCAAUUUGCUCCCUCGUCCACCGUUGACGACCACAUGCCUCCGCGCCUCCCAGCUCACGCUAACCGGGCCGAGCCAGGCGUCGCGGGUUUCCCCUGGCAGGCCCCCAGCGGAUCGCUCCGCUGUCGGGACCCACCUCGCCCGCGGUCCAUUUCCCCCUCCCUUCCUCCGGUUUCCCGCGGCUCAUCAUUUCUUUCCAUCUAUAAAUCAGACCGCUUUUCUCCGGCUCCAACUAUAUUAAUCUCUCCCUCCCUCCUCGCCCCAUCUCCAUAGCCCCUCCUCCUCUUUUUCUGGAGAUGAAACAUGGGUUGCGCGGCGAACCAGACGAGCGAAGCCGAGGACGAGGGGAGGAGGCGGAGAGGGCAAAACCAGAGGCCGGCAUGGCUGGAGCAGCUCUUGAGCACCGACUUCUUCGGGCCGUGCGAGGCGCACAAGGACAUAAAGAAGAGCGAGAUCAACAUCUACUGCGUCGACUGCCGCUGCAGCAUGUGCGCCAACUGCCUCUCCCUGCCGUCCUCCCCUCACCGCCGCCACCGCCGCCUCCAGAUCCGCCGCUACGUCUACCAGGACGUCGUCCGCGUCCUUGACAUCCAUAAACUUCUCGAUUGCUCCAAAGUCCAGUCUUAUACGGUGAACAGUGCCAAGGUGUUAUUCCUCCACCCCCGGAAUCAAUCGAAGUCGUCCAAACCCAACCCCGGCAGCCCUCUUUGCAACAUGUGCAGUCGCUCCGUUGCCGAGCCCAAUCGCUACUGCUCCGUCGCCUGUAAGGUGUUCGACGAUUCCAAGGACGCAUCCACCGCCCCCGUUGAUGAGUCCGACCGAUCAGAGCCGUGCUUACCGCAUCUGACGUCUGACUUCGAGGACGAGCCCGAUGCUGAAGCGUCCGACGCGAGCCAGGAUGGGAGUCCCGACUCGCCUCGCCCCGGUUGGAGGACACGUGUCAGGAAAGGAGUUCCCCAAAGGUCGCCAUUCUUCUAAUUGAAUCCAACCUACUUACCAUUUGUUUAGCCGUCGAAUCAAUAAAUGCUUAGUAAAUAAAUAGCUAAUUAAACGCAUAUCAUCA
Musa acuminata AAA Group (dessert banana) is the source of this 1127-nucleotide messenger RNA. RefSeq names its product protein RGF1 INDUCIBLE TRANSCRIPTION FACTOR 1-like. The transcript has 4 exons. The record is from RefSeq and is a predicted model, not a curated record. The coding region runs from base 368 to 1042 and encodes 224 amino acids. Gene Ontology annotation, molecular function: zinc ion binding. NCBI's taxonomy places the organism in Eukaryota, Viridiplantae, Streptophyta, Magnoliopsida, Zingiberales, Musaceae.